Molecule: messenger RNA, 1123 nt
Organism: Aedes aegypti (yellow fever mosquito)
Lineage: Eukaryota; Metazoa; Arthropoda; Insecta; Diptera; Culicidae
Gene: B9d1
Product: B9 domain-containing protein 1
Exons: 1
Coding region: 382-1008 (208 amino acids)
Biological process (GO): cilium assembly
Cellular component (GO): MKS complex
Source: RefSeq, a predicted model, not a curated record
UAACAACGUAAUUUAAAUGUUUAUAUUUAUUAAAAUAUUUACAAAACUACUUUCUAAAGCUAAUGCAUAUAUGAUUCAGCAGAAACAGUUAAGAUUGAGCGCCAACAUUGAAGAAACGAAAAAAAAAUGUUUGAAUUUACUUUAAAAUGCAGUUAUAACCUUUAUAUAUGUCUAUUGGAAACUUAAAUUUUUUUAAAAGAACCUGACCUUCCUCACAACAACGGAAAACAUCCGACAUUACGACAAUAAUUGCAUCUUGCAUGCAACUCUCAAAAACUGUACGCGCACGCGCUCGAACCAACCGGUAACCAAUGGCAACGGGAGCCGCAAACGAUUGCUUUGUUGUUUGAAACUUCCGAGUACAUCUUCUUCGAAGUGAUCAUGAAAGAAUCUACCAGGGGCGAAGAUGGUGACGGCACACACCGGCGUAACACCGGAGACAGCGAAAGCUACUUCCAUUUGGCGGUUUCCGGUCAACUGGAAUCGGCCUACUUCCCGAUGGGACCCGACAGUGGCUCUUUGUUCUGCCGGUAUGACGUCGUGGCGGGACCGGACUGGGAGCUGGUGUCCGGCAUGCGCUCCGGCAUAACGCAGAGUGCCAAACCGGAAGGGAACUACCGGACCGUGGUGUUCAAUAUGCCGCUGGAGUUCACGAUGAAGUCGACCAACCCGUACGGGUGGCCGCAGAUUGUGUUCAGCAUGUACGGGAACAAUCUGUGGAAUGUGGAGACGAACCGGGGCUACGCCAGGAUUCACUGCCCCCUGAUGGGAAUGAAGAGGACCGUACGUGCACCGCUUUUUGUGCCGAAGUUCAGCAACAUUUGGUCGGCGGCCAUGAGCUGGAUUACAGGAGUUAAUGCGGAAAUGCGCGAUCCGAAGAUUCUGGCGGAUGGAUCUAAGCAUAAGGGCCUGGCGACGGAGAGCUACGGGGAACUGGUGGUUAGCUUGCAGGCGAUAUCUCGUGGAUGCAACAAGAUGGGCCUCGAUUGGGGUCAAUCCUAUGACUGAUCUUAAGAAAAUACGUUUUUUGAAUCUGGAUACAGAUCGUAUGCUAAUUGUAAGUAAAUUCAUCCAAAUCAAAUUUACCAGAGGUCAAAAUAAAAAUGAAAUUUUUGGAUUCAAA